GGGAGAAGAAAAAUAAUGAUCAGCUCUUCAUUUCAUCGUCCUCCUCUGUGGACUGUGGAUCGGAGCAAACGACUGUGUCCCUUUGUCCAAGACAUCCUACUACCUGCUAUCUGCUACUGCAACCACAUCAGCUCAUCACAGCAAGAGAUGGCAUCAGCUCUUCAUUUCAUCGUCCUCCUCUGUGGACUGUGGAUCGGAGCAAACGUGACAAGUGCUCAUCGAUCAGGUUGUACAUGCCCUUGUGGUUGGACUAAACUUGGCAGUCGCUGCUUCAAGUUCUUCAGCACUCCGAAGCAGUGGGCUGAUGCAGAGCGUUUCUGCACUGGUCUUGAUGGCAAUCUGGCUUCUGUCCUUACUAAAGAAGAGGGCAAGUUGAUCAGCAAGAUGGUGAAAACAACAGCUUGGGUUGGAGGCUAUGAUGAAACGAAGAAUGGUGUGUGGCUCUGGAAUGAUGGUAGAAAGUUUGACUUCAAAAUGUGGGCGAAGGGAGAGCCUAACAACCUUGGUGGAGAAGGAUGCAUGGAGUUUAGAAAAACAGGAGAUGCCAACGAUUUAAAAUGUAGUAACCUCAAAGAUUUUGUCUGUGCCAAGACAGCCUAACAAUUACACACAUCUACUAUGAGGGUGUCACAUCCUCACUGAUGAAGUCACUUCCACCAGAAUGUUAAGCCUCGAUGACAUCACUGCUGGAAGAUAUAUUGACGAAUCAGAUUUCAUUUUACUUAAGUCAGAGCAUCUAAAAAAGUAAUAAAAAAAUAAAUAAAACGUGUAAAAGAAAAUAUAAAGACAUGAAAUAAUAAAGAAUGAUCGC
This is a messenger RNA of Larimichthys crocea (large yellow croaker), 811 nucleotides long. Its product is annotated as galactose-specific lectin nattectin-like. Bases 16 to 600 code for a protein of 194 amino acids. The record is from RefSeq and is a predicted model, not a curated record. NCBI's taxonomy places the organism in Eukaryota, Metazoa, Chordata, Actinopteri, Sciaenidae. The transcript is spliced from 8 exons.